CCCUGCAGCCUGAUUCCACCUACUCGUGUACCCUCAAGUGACGCACUACUUUGAUCACAGAUCACUUCGUCUCAUUAACCAAUGACUGGAAGAGCCCUCCAGGUGCUUGUCAUCGGGAAAGGUGCCCGAGAGCAUGCCUUGGCCUGGCAGCUGAGUCGAGCCAGAUCAGUCAAACAUGUUUUCGUAUUCCCUGGCAAUGCUGGCACACAUGAGGUUGCAGCCAGCAACGGCACAGCCGGGAUUUCCGCCUUUGAAGGCGCCAGCAGCUCGGAAUAUCACGAUUUGGCGAAGCGUGCCAAGGACAUCGGUAUAGGUUUGGUAGUUGUUGGUCCUGAUGACGACGUGGUGAAUGGCAUCGAAGAAUCCUUUCGCAAAGUUGGCGUGUCUUGCUUCGCACCUUCGCGCGAGGCCGCAGAACUUGAAGGCUCCAAAGUCUUUGCGAAGGAGUUCAUGAAUAAGUUUGGCAUUCCGACUGCCCACCACGGGAGUUUUGACAACCUCGAGGCUGCUAGUGCAUACGUGCGCCAUGUUUUCACCGACAAAGACCACCGUAUCGUCAUCAAAGCAGACGGCCUCGCCGCAGGGAAGGGCGUAGUUCUCCCUGAAACACCAGAAGAAGCACUGGAAGAUCUUCGCAGCAUCAUGAGCGACGGCAAAUUUUCUACAGCAGGCUCCUCAGUGGUAAUCGAAGAGUACAUGGACGGGUACGAGAUUAGCAUCUUGACCUUUAGCGACGGCAAGACCUUCUUUUCUCUUCCACCUGGGCAAGACCACAAGCGCAUUUUAGAGGGAAACAAGGGACCCAACACUGGAGGCAUGGGGGUUUACUCACCUGUGCCCAUGGUGACCCCGGAUGUCUUACAGAAGAUUGAUGAAGUCAUCUUGAAACCUACAUUCGAUGCUCUUGCAAAAGAAGGCCGUCCUUUCUGUGGCCUGCUGUUCACUGGAGUCAUGGUCACCAAAUCGGGUCCUAAAGUCAUCGAGUACAACGUUCGCUUCGGCGACCCGGAAACUCAAAGCUCGAUGCUUCUUGUUCACGAAGACACCGACCUCGCGAGUGUCAUGCUGUCAUGUACAAAUGGGACACUCGCACAAGUGAAAAACAGCAUCAGAAUUAAGUCAGGUUUUGCAUGCAAUGUUGUUAUUGCAUCCGGCGGAUACCCAGGGGACUACAAAACUGGAAAGGUUGCUACAUUGAGUUCUCCACCUGAGGGAGUGGUUAUCUUUCAUGCUGGGACCCGUAAGGAGGACCGUUUGUUGAAGACCGCGGGAGGGCGUGUCUUUUCGGUUGCUGCUUACGGUGAUACCCUUGAAGAGGCACGUCGCAAAGCAUAUAUGGGUGUCGACUGCGUGUCAUUCGAGGACAUGGUGUACAGGAAGGAUAUUGCUCUGGGGGGUCUAGCCAAAUGAGGAGCAGUGCCACCACGCUGUAUCCUGAAUCAGUUCAAGGAUGUAAGAGCUGAGGUAUAGCUUAGUUACACUUGUUAUUCCUAUACAACCAAGUCCAGGAUGCUGUGUCUACAGAUACUUAGGCAUACCAUUCUUGACUCGUGGCGGCGAGUCUGUUCCAACUUGAUAGCAACGAUCACCCCAGACAGUCGGUCGUGCCUUUUCAGAGUUUGUAGUUCCACUGUACGAAAGGCUUUGGUCAGUAACGCAGUCCGCGAUGUGAUUGAGAAACCAGGAGACUUACUUGAUGCGAUCCCAUUCUUCCCAUGCACACUCGACAUCGAAGCAUCUCGCUACCAGUACCAUGGCCAGCUUUAUCUCGACGGUGGCAAGAUGUUGCCCAAUGCAAACCCGUGGCCCGGCCUCGAAUGAACGCCAGCCGUUGGGUGGGGGGUACAAGGGAUCCUCCGGAUCAGUGACAAGAAAACGUUCUGGAAGAAACUCCCAGGCUCUAUGCCAGAUCUCAGGGUCACGAUGAAUUGCAUAUGACCCAUCCCAAACAAUGAAGUCCUCAGUUGGCAGCUUCUUCCCUUCAAAUCCAGGAUCGGUGCCCGGAGGACCCACGAGGAAGAACCCGGGCUCGCCACGACGCAUUGAGCCGACGUUGGUAUGAUAACGCAUAGAUUCACGAAGGACAGCUAGUGUGUAAGGGAGCUGGUUUAGCAACUGUGGGUUCUCCCUUAUCACAUCUGCAGCACCCCAGGCAUUCGAGCCAAGGACUGCAUCAUGCUCCUCUCGCAAUUUGGCCAAAACCUCUGGAUAUUCGCUGAGCAGGCGGAAAAGCCAAGCAAUAGUUGCCGCAGUGAUAUCAAAACCUGCAAAGAGGAAAGUAUUGAUCUGCCCAAUGGCCAUCUCCAGGAAGUCAGCGUCAAGCUCCAUGUUCGAUUGGUCCUUGCUGUCCUGUCCCGCUCCUUUCUGUUCAGCUCUCUCGGCAUCGAGAGCCUGUACGAUUAGAUCGACUAGUGUCUUUCCCUUCGCUGUGCGAUCCUGCUGAAGCUUGUUCAUGCGCUCUUGAAGGGCAGGAGUGAAGCUUUUGACAAGAGUUCUGUAGUCCUGCCAGAGUUUGAAAUGGCGCCACGGAUUGUAGUAUUGGAUGAAGUUGGCAGGAUUGACGAAGAAGUACAGCCUAGAAAUGCUGUCAAGAAGGGCGGCGCAAACAGGACUUGACGUCGGCAAAUCUUUCGACAUAGUGGAACUUACAGAAAGAGGCGAAUGAUAACAUCGAGAGUGAGAUUGGCAGUGGCAUCUCCAAGUGGGAAGACCUCGCCCCAUUCUCCGUCUUUGCCUGCUUUGCUCUUGAGAACAUUGGCAAAGUCCUCCACCUCUUCAAGAAUGUCUGGUAAACGACUAUUGAUAUUUUGAAUACUGAAAGCUGGGCUCAGUCUUUUACGCCAGACCUUCCACUCCGCACCUUCCAUGGAGGCCAAAUCGCGGUUCUUUGUGAGGGGAUAAAGAACAUGCUUUUGUUCAUAAGCCUUGGGUAAUGAGUGUUCUUGUGUGAAUUGAGCCGAAACAUUUGCGUUGAGAGAGAUAACCAUCGGGGUCGUGAAGGGCCACGUAUCGAUGUAAGCAACAGGUGGGCAUUUUGUGCAUUGAGGGAAGAGUUCUCGCCAGUUCUCUUGAAUCUUCAGCAUCAAGUAAUCGCCGUGAGCAUCAGGUGGAAGUGUUGAGACGAGUUUCCCAAUAACUUCAAGGUGGCCGAGAAUCAUAGAAUGUUUCAUAAUGGGCUACCCCUUGCAUCAGAAACCGAAGUUAUGUGGUGAUGACAGGAAUACAUACAAUGCCCUGAUCCUUGAGAGCCUGGAACUUCUUGCGAACUUGAUAACCUUUUCUGAAGGCGUGGACGAGUAACGCAACCAGUAUCACGCCUGAGAAGCGGACGAAGCGCGUGAGGAGCGAGGAGCCGUCAUCCUGAAGCCCAAGAAGCCACAUCUUGGCCAAUGGUGUCUGUUACACUUACAAGUCCUGGGGCUUGAGGAUUGUGGAUGCUCGGGAAAUGUUGAGAAAGCCAGGUUGCAUCGUCAUCAGGGGAAAGAUAUCUUUCCUGCUGUCAGACAGCCACAAAAACGAGAUCCUGGUUGAAAUUGGCCAAUCAGCUGUUCAAUGAUAAGCUGAACUGCCCCGCUAUCACUAAUUGCCGUGUACCUUAAAUUGAUGAUCAGUCAGCGGUUAUUGCAGAUACUUUUGCCUUCCAAGUAGUUAAUGCAUUUCAACAGUAUUGACACUAUAGCAUUCACAAGGUUUGA
Messenger RNA from Fusarium odoratissimum NRRL 54006, 3695 nucleotides. Its product is annotated as phosphoribosylamine-glycine ligase. The record is from RefSeq and is a predicted model, not a curated record. Gene Ontology annotation, biological process: purine nucleobase biosynthetic process. The transcript is spliced from 5 exons. Gene Ontology annotation, molecular function: ATP binding; phosphoribosylamine-glycine ligase activity; metal ion binding. The coding region runs from base 82 to 1410 and encodes 442 amino acids. NCBI's taxonomy places the organism in Eukaryota, Fungi, Ascomycota, Sordariomycetes, Hypocreales, Nectriaceae.